ACACGCUUAGUUACACUUGACAAUACAGAAAGUCAUUCUCAAAUUCGAAAUCACGAGUGCUUUCGAAAUGACACUUGAAAUCUUUGGACAAACGUGAACGAUGAUCGGUGUCGGUGGGUGUUUGACAACGGUGGUCCACCUGAUUAAGUUCUCUAACACGUGCCACUUAAUGUGCCGAAACGGUCCAAUGGGAAGAGAAAUGGGCCAGAACGGAAAAAUGGUCGGUGAAGCCGCAACACAAGAGGAAUACGUUAAUAGUUUUCGAAGAGGCUCCUUUGGAAUGGCGUUAGGAAAACAAUAUUCCAAUAUUGACGAUGAAAAGCGAUAACUUUUCCCAUUACGUUCCGAAAUAUGGGAAGUUUUUAAAUGAAAUUGGAUCCAAGGAAGACAUCAAGAGGGUAGUUUACACCCGCUUAAGUUGCUGAUCGCCGAUUUUCCUUGAGCACCGGAACAGCGUCGUUGAUAAAGCUGAUAAAUUAAUCGUGUUAUGUGCACAACAUGCAUAAUACAUGCUCAAACUUGACAUGCAAUUCGAGAAAGGGAUCAAUUAGAUUUCCUUAUUCUACUUAGUAUUAGUAUAACUAUAAAGAUAGUUAUAACUGAUCCAAAAUGAAAUAUAAGUAUAAUGUAUCUUUAAAAGAAUUACGUAAUAGUUUGAAAUAUAGAUCAAGAGAAUAUUUGUUGCAGAAUAGUUUACAUGGCAUUCCAUAUUUCGUGGAUACUGCACGACCUAAAUGGGAAAGAUUAAUAUGGUUAUUUUUAUCAAUGACAUCAAUAAUAGCAACUUUUAUUACAAUCGUAAUUAUCUUGAACAAAUUUCAAACGCAACCAACAAUAACCGGAGUAGAUGUAUUAACAGAGCACAUUAAUAUCGAAUUUCCUCAAAUCUUUAUUUGCUUCGACUGGAUUCAUUUGAAUCAUUCGCAUAUACUUGAGAAUGAAAUGUAUGUAUACGAGGAAUUAUACAAUUGGAAUAUUGGAAAAUAUAUUGAUGUGAAAUCAUUUAAUCCAAUUUAUAAAAAUAAAAACAAUUUUCGAAAAAUUUUUAAAGCGAUGGAACUUGAUUGUGAUUCUUUAUUUACUAACUGUGCAUACAGAGGAAUGAAUAGAUCGUGUAAAAAUAUAUUUAUGAAAGUAUUGACUGCAGUGGGUAUAUGUUGUAAAUCUAAAAAUUUAGAGUCACUUAAAUAUAUAGAUAUUAAAUGGAAUCUUGAAUUUAAAAUCCCUAAUUCAAGUUUUCCUUUAAGAUUUUAUCUCAUGGAACAAAAUAAUUCGAGUCCAGAACCAGGUGAAAGAUCUCUUAUAGUAGAUAAAUCUGUAGAUAUAGAAUUUGUUGUUGAUAUAACAUAUACAACUUCUGAUAUUAAAUAUUUAUCUCUUCGACAACGACAAUGUUAUUAUAAGCAAGAGAGUAAAAAUCUUAUUGAUUGCGAAAUUGAUUGCAUAACCGAUAAACUAUUUAAAUAUUGUAAAUGUUUGCCAUGGUUUUUAUCACAUGUCGAUAAGACAGAAUGUCCAAUUUCAAAAUAUCCUUGUUUAAACAAUAUUAAUAUCGAUAAAACCCAAUGUAAUUGUUGGCCCUUUUGUGACCAUACAUCAUAUAGUGUAAAAAGUAUGAAAACAGGUAAAAAUAAAAAUCAAAUUAUGUUAAAAAACUGGCCAACAGCUCUCCAUAAAAGAGAAAUGCGAUUUGGUUAUUUAGAUUUACUUGUAUCAUUCGGUGGUAUUGCAGGUCUUUUUUUAGGAUUUUCUAUUUUUGUAGCUUUAGAAUUUGGAUAUUAUUUUACUCUUAGAACUUAUUGUGGAGCUGUAAUUCGAUUAUCUCGGAAACAAUAUAAUAUUAUGACCAUUUAUGUGGUAGAAAAAUAUCCCAUUCAGAAAGUAAAUACUAAUUCAAAAUAUUAUAUAUAUCUCGACUAAUUCUUUUCAAAAAAU
Molecule: messenger RNA, 1935 nt
Organism: Apis dorsata (giant honeybee)
Lineage: Eukaryota; Metazoa; Arthropoda; Insecta; Hymenoptera; Apidae
Product: sodium channel protein Nach-like
Exons: 7
Coding region: 610-1920 (436 amino acids)
Biological process (GO): sodium ion transmembrane transport
Cellular component (GO): membrane
Molecular function (GO): ligand-gated sodium channel activity
Source: RefSeq, a predicted model, not a curated record